AUGUUAAACGCAUUCCUCAACAUUAAGAUUGAUUAUAAGUCGGACGCGAAGAAAAUGUGCGAACAGUUGGACGCGGAAGUGAUCGAUACAGACAGCGAUAAGGAGCUCGACUUUGUGCCCAAUUCUCUCAUCGGCAUCGACGCAACGUAUCACCGGGUGAAGGGUCUGGUCAUACUCUUCACCCGAUGGGGUCGUGUCGGCGACACCGGACAGUACCAGAAGACCCCCUUCGCCACUGUCGAUGAGGCGGCCGACGAGUUCCGGAAGAUAUUUCGGGCCAAAACCGGUAACCAUUGGCAGACGGGGUUCGCAGCGCAGCCCAAGAAGUACCGGUUGGUUGAGCUCCAGAAGCGCCGUCGACGGCGGGCCCGGGAGUACAAGUUUGACUCCUUGUCUAAGGCUAUCGUCGACAAGAGAGGCGAUGGUCAGGAGGAGUCGGUUGAGGCCAAACUGCCGGCACCGCUCCAGAAGCUGAUGAAGACACUGAUCCGCGUGCAUACCGGCGGCGAUUCGUACCGAUCGCUGGCCACCGGCCGCGAGAGCGCUCACCACAAGCCGUUCGGCGGACUCCUGUCCGACGAGUCGCUGACCAAAGCGGAAGAUGUGUUGACACGGAUGGAGGCGCUGGUCGUCCAGAGGGACGGCAUUAAAGAUCAACAGCACUCGGAUGACUACCUUCGGGUGACCGGCGAACUCGUGGACCUAUCGGAACAGUUCUAUCACUUGAUCCCAGUGUUUGGCUAUCAGUACGAGAAACUCAAACCACUGUUCACUCGCCAGGAGUUACGCGACAAACAAGAGUUGUACGAGAAACUCAAACCACUGUUCACUCGCCAGGAGUUACGCGACAAACAAGAGUUGGUCCACAAUUUGAUACACUUUGAGUUCGCGUCGGAACUACUGUUGGCCGCCCAGUGCCGGCUCCCGGACGUCCACCCCUGUGACUACGUGUACAAAGCCCUCGGCUGUCAUCUGCAGCUCCUGGAGGCGCAGGCGGACGACGACGAGUGUCAACUGAUCCUACAGUACGUCCACAACACGACACAAAGUACGGGCAAAAGAGCUGUGAAAGGCAUCUAUCGGAUCAAUAGGUCGGGUGAGGACAAGCGGCUGACCGGCACCGAUAGGUUGGCCGACAGUAAUCGGUGGCUGCUAUGGCACGGGACCCGAGCCGGGAAUGUGCUGAGCAUUCUGGCCAAAGGGCUACAGAAGGGGCCGUUGGGCUCACAGAUAUCGGGACAUCUUUUUGGCAAAGGUGUAUAUUUGGCCGAUAUGUUCACCAAAAGCCAGGCCUACUGUUACGGCACAAGCGAUAAGUUUAUGCUGUUAUGCGAAGUAUCGUUAGGAGAGGUACAGGAGGUCCGCAUCAGUGACUUAGCCGACGACAAGCCAUUAACGUUGGCUAAUGAUAAACAUAGCUUAAAGACAUCGCACGCCCGGUAUAUACCGGACCCACAGUCCACUGUUUAUUGGAAAGGCCGAGCCGUACCCCUCGGAGAGCCCAUACCCCAAGAGUUUGCCGACAAAGAGUACAACGAUGUUAAUUAUAACGAGUAUAUAGUGUUCAAUAGCGAGCAAAUUUGUUUACGCUAUUUGAUUCACUAUAAGGACUAAUAUCGGGAGUCGAUUGUAUUGUAAAUGCAGGCAAUUGUUUUUAACAGUCCAUAGGGUUUGCCAUUCCGUCCCCUAAUUAUGUGAUUCUUAAUCCAGUGAUCAGUAUUUCCAGACCUCUUUCCCGGGGAUAAGCCUUAAGUGAAAGGAAAUGUUAUUAUUUAUUAUAAUUACACAUUUUGUCCACAAAAUAACUCUUCGAUGAGAUUAUUAUUAUUAUUCUAAUUAAGAAAUUGUCGCACAUUUUUGGCAAAUAUUAUGCAAUUAAUUAAUAUAACAUAUUUUUCACACCAAUUAUUUAUAUAAACUAUUUAGUUAUUAAUAGCUAUAAUUAUAUUUACAAUUACAUCGAGGAUUUUGUUAAACGCGUUAACCCAGGGAUGGGUAGUUUGGUUAUGGGUUAGGAUCAUAAUUAUGUGUUAAAUAUUUAUGUAUAUCCAAUCGAAUUAACAAAUUCUGGUCAUUAUUCAUGAUAUAUACUUAGAUUGCAAUAGAUUUCUAUUAGUAUUCCCGCAAAACCAGUCGUUCCUAUGAAUACCCGGUGAUUAGAAACUAGUAUUAAUAUCUGUGUUAUAGUCGACAACAUUUUUGAUUAAUCAUGCACUUUUAAUCGCAUUAUUUCCCAAAUACAAUAUAUUUAAUUUAAUUGUUAC
Molecule: messenger RNA, 2264 nt
Organism: Medioppia subpectinata
Lineage: Eukaryota; Metazoa; Arthropoda; Arachnida; Sarcoptiformes; Oppiidae
Source: the annotation of a GenBank genome assembly